Molecule: messenger RNA, 867 nt
Organism: Tetrapisispora phaffii CBS 4417
Lineage: Eukaryota; Fungi; Ascomycota; Saccharomycetes; Saccharomycetales; Saccharomycetaceae
Gene: GPI2
Product: phosphatidylinositol N-acetylglucosaminyltransferase
Exons: 1
Coding region: 1-867 (288 amino acids)
Biological process (GO): GPI anchor biosynthetic process
Cellular component (GO): membrane; glycosylphosphatidylinositol-N-acetylglucosaminyltransferase (GPI-GnT) complex
Source: RefSeq, a predicted model, not a curated record
AUGGGGAAAGUAGAAUGGAAAAGAUUACUAUGGUUACAGCAGGAUUAUCCUGAUAAUUAUACAGAUCAGAAGUUUUUGGAGAAAGUGAAGGACUAUGAAAACAAAAAAUUAGAUUAUGCCAAUUCUCCUUAUUUAUCAGUAGAAAACUACAGGGUUGUACGAUCUGAUUUCCUAAAUUUUUUUCAAACAGUGUUAAACACUUCAAUUAUUUAUAUCAUUUUUGCAUACAUUUACAUCUACGAUAAAGACCCAACUGUCGUUACAGUUCUCGUAACAUCAGUUAUUGCAUCAAUUGUUUUAUUCAAAGAACAUGAUAAGGAUCAAUUAUCUUCAUUGUUAAAUUUAAAAUCAGUCAUUAUAAUAAUAUUUAGUAUGUUAACACUUUCACCCAUUUUAAAAUCAUUAUCUAAGACGACUGCUUCUGAUUCAGUAUGGACAUUGUCUUUUUGGUUAACACUUUGGUACAUUAGUUCAAUAUCAAGUUCAAAAGAAAUUAAAACUUCAAAUGUUUCUACUAAUUUGUUGGUCGCAGUGGUUAGUAUCCUAUCAUCAAGAUUGUCAACUUCAACACAUGUAUUCUGCUUUUUAUUUUUAUGCAUUCAGAUUAAUGUCGUAUUGCCAAAUCUGUUAAUAUCAUCCACAGUAUUAUUUAUGCUUUCGAACAGUUUUGCUUAUAUGUUUAUAACACACGCUUUGGGCUGGAUGUAUACAUUUUGUAUUACAUUAACUACCCUUUUGUAUAUAUGGCUACUACCCAAAUGGUUUAUAUAUUGGCAGGUUCAUUAUAGAAUGCUAGAUGAUGCAAAUACAUCUAGUAAGGAAGCGUUAUUGACUAGUUGGGAUGCAAAAAAACCUAUAUUAGACUGA